Mobula hypostoma (lesser devil ray) is the source of this 2202-nucleotide messenger RNA. Its product is annotated as afadin- and alpha-actinin-binding protein B-like. NCBI's taxonomy places the organism in Eukaryota, Metazoa, Chordata, Chondrichthyes, Myliobatiformes, Myliobatidae. The coding region runs from base 53 to 1909 and encodes 618 amino acids. Gene Ontology annotation, biological process: intraciliary transport involved in cilium assembly. Gene Ontology annotation, cellular component: centriolar satellite; ciliary basal body. The record is from RefSeq and is a predicted model, not a curated record. The transcript is spliced from 13 exons.
CUGGCUUUUUGUUUGUUCACCCCACUAAAGUAAUCUUCUUUCUUUGUCGUCUAUGUGCGGGUUGGAUUUGCCGGCAGGGAAGAUGGAUCACUGGAAGACCUUGUCAUUUACUGGAGCUGAAACUACCCCAGAUGCAAAGAGUUCUGUGUUCGGGCGUGUUCCUCAGUCUGCUUCACCAUUCUCCGCCGGCAGCACCAUCACUGUGUGUUAUUCCCCGGUGAUGUCGCUCCAGAGGAUUUAUGGCCAAAGUGCUUUCUGUUGUGCUGACAACAUAGAGGACUGCCUCUCGUACCUCAGCAAGGAGCUGAGCAACUUGGGACUGCCAUCGUUGAACACUGACGAUAGUUUUGAGGAGAGUCCUGCUCCAGACUUCAGCCUCGUCGCCCUGAUAAACUGUACGCACUACCUGCUGCAGCUCCAUUGGCGGGAUGUGGCCAGAAUUGAUGAACUGGAAUCGGUUCGGCUUAAGUCCUUCAGUGAUCAGGACUGCUUGAGAAAAAGCCAACUCAACCUACAAGAGCAGAUAGAAACACUUGAGAGGGAGCUUGCUGCCGUACAGGCAAAAGAACAACAAGCCCAGAGGAAUGUCCAUAAUCUUAACAACCUGCUGAAGUGCAGUAAGGAAGAGGUGGCGAAACUGCAGAAUGUCAUUACGAGCCGGACUGCUCAGCAUGUCCAUGACCUGAAGAGGAAGGAACAGGAGCUGACCAAACUGAAGGAGAAGAUGCAUCACCACCUGACAGAUAAAAGGGACAAAAGGAUGGCUAUAGAUAUCCUGAAUCAGAUUGGGCGAUCUGAUGGGAGACGCUCGUUGUGGAGGACGGGGAAGACUGAAUCAAGGAGGGAAGGAGAGAUGUACAAGGUUCUUGCCAGUAACUACGAGGCACAACUCAAGCAGCUGGCACUGGACAAUGCAGAGCUAAAAAAGGCUUUGAGCCACAUGAAGAAAGAGAUGAGUGAUCUUCUGAGAUCCCAGGAGAAGCUCUGCAGACCCAGUUCCCUUCAGUCCCUGCUGGAGGAAGACGUGGGCCUCAAUGAAACGCAGGAUGUGGACCGGAAACAUUUCACUGAUGGCCUUCUGAAGCAGUGGAACUUGUUAAAGGAUCACUUGGAAACACGAGGAAUAGCUGCUGCCCAGAAAUCGCCGGUUGCCGGGGAGGGCGAGCACGUCGUCAGCAUUACUGACCAUGAAAAGGAGAUGGCGAAGCUGAAGCUGGAGCUUGAGGAGAGCAGACAAAUCAUUCAGCAACAGCAGCAGGUUCUCCAGGACCAGCUGGCCAUCAAGAGGGAAGAUCUGGCCCAGGGCCCGGAUUUGCUAGAAGAAAUGGAGUGGUUUAACAAGGAACAGCAGCUGUUUGAGGAGCAGAAGGAGAAUUUUAAGGUGGAGCGGGAAAAGUUCACAGAGGCAGCGAUUCGACUGGGUUACGAGAGAAAAUUGUUCGAGCAGGAAUGUGCACAAUUCAGAAAGGAGCAGUUCCUUAACCUGACCCCAUUUCGGGAGUUCAGGACAAAGCCCAGCCAGAGGUUACGGACUCCCCGUGCAAUGACUAGCCCUGACCAAGGAAAGGUAUCUCUGCUUCCAACCAGACACAGGAUGGGUACGUGGACCAUGCAUUCACGGCAUCCAUUACGUACCCCGAGCCCACCAGCCAAAGAUACAAGCUCCCGGAGGUAUUCCCUGCCAACAGCCCAUGACUUGUACAAAGCUUUGGGGAUGACUCCAGAACAAAGCCUCAGGAAAGCAACUGUUGCGCGACUUAAAAGAUCCUGCAGCGCGAGACUCAGACUGCCUCUCCGGCGAGAUUCAGCAACCCAAACGAGGAAUGAUUUGGUGUGGAUUAGAAGUGCCCUGCUUCUGAAUGAACCUGAUGAUUCCCUGUACGUCGGGGAUUUGCACACACCAGUCUAAUAGUCUCACGACUUGUAUGAGAUUUAAAUCGAGAAGCAGAUGAAAUGAAAUCAUCUGCCACUCAGUGCCUGAUUGUAUUCCUUGCCUUGCUGGUACAAUAUGAUUAAAUUUCUGAUUGUUUUUAGGGUGUGCUAACCUGUAACAGAGUACUUUGAAGCAAAUUAAAUACACUAAUUCAUUGCAAAGUUUAAGAAUGGCAAAACAAGACUGAACUCACUCAUUCCCAGGAUUAUUGUAUUAAAGUUGGAGAUGUGAUGCCCAUCUAUUUGGGCUUUUGAUGUACAAAUAUUUAA